GUCCCCGCCCGCGGCCCCGUCCUCAACGCAGUGUUCCAGUCCCGGGACACAGCCGUCUCUGCAGCCGGGGUACAGCAACGUCCCCGUGAGAGGAAAGCAAGACAGCCUCCGCCGGCUCCCGCGCUGCCGAGCCCCACUUCCCCACUUCCCGGGAGCCCCAGGUCGAUCCCCGCGUCCCCUUCGCCGGAAACGGAAAUGCGUGUCGGUGGGAUCAUGGCGACGUUUGCCGACCUGCCGGACUCGGUCCUGCUGGAGAUCUUCUCUUACCUCCCGGUCCGGGACCGGAUCCGCGUCUCCAGGGUCUGUCACCGCUGGAAGAGGCUGGUGGACGACCGGUGGCUGUGGCGACACGUCGACCUGACCCUGUACACGAUGCGGCCUAAAGUCAUGUGGCACCUCCUUCGCCGGUACAUGGCGUCCCGGCUCCAUUCCCUGCGGAUGGGCGGCUACCUGUUCUCCGGCUCCCAGGCCCCGCAGCUGUCCCCCGCUCUGAUGAGGGCCCUGGGCCAGAAGUGCCCCAACCUCAGGCGCCUCUGCCUGCAUGUGGCCAACCUGAGCAUGGUGCCCAUCACCAGCCUGCCCUGCACCCUGAGGACCCUGGAGCUGCACAGCUGUGAGAUCUCCAUGGCCUGGCUCCUCAAGGAGCAGGACCCCACGGUGCUGCCCCUGCUUGAGUGCAUCGUGCUGGACCGCGUACCCGCCUUCCGCGACGAGCACCUGCAGGGCCUCACGCGCUUCCGUGCCCUGCGCUCACUCGUGCUGGGCGGCACCUACCGGGUGACCGAGACGGGGCUGGAUGCCGGCCUGCAGGAGCUGAGCUACCUGCAGAGGCUGGAGGUGCUGGGUUGCACGCUCUCGGCGGACAGCACCCUCCUGGCCAUCAGCCGCCACCUCCGCGACGUGCGCAAGAUCCGGCUGACAGUCAGGGGCCUCUCUGCCCCCGGCCUGUCCGUCCUGGAGGGCAUGCCGGCCCUGGAGAGUUUGUGCCUGCUGGGCCCUCUCGUCACCCCGGAAAUGCCCUCCCCUGCCGAAAUCCUCUCCUCCUGCCUCGCCAUGCCCAAGCUCAGGGUGCUCGAGCUGCAGGGCCUCGGCUGGGAGGGUCAGGAGGCCGAGAGGAUCCUGUGUAAGGGGCUGCCCCACUGUAUGGUCAUUGUCAGGGCAUGCCCCAAAGAGUCCAUGGACUGGUGGAUGUGACCUCACCUCCCGUCCCUGGGACCAUCAGCUUUCAUGAAUGAGCCCCAGCCCCUCUGCGCAGGCCUUGUCGAGGGCGCGUAACCAAGCUGGGGAGGCCUGAAGGCCACUGGGAGGGAGAACCGAGGCCUUGGGGCCUCCAGACCAGUGGUAUUAUUGUUUGCAGGCUGUGUGACCUCUGUGACAUCAGCCAGCCCCUUGGAAGCCCGGGCCCCGCAUCUAGAAGUGGGGAAGACCAUAGCUACCUCAUGGUUAUGCUGCAAAGCCUUACUCUCUUCCAGCCCCGGGCCCCAAAAAUCCUCAAUGAAGGGUCAUUCUCAGGGUCAUUCACAGGGGCAGGAUGGAUGCAGAAAGGUGGAGUAAGGAGUUCGAGGGACCUGAGGUGCCAGGCCCCUCGGGAAUCCUGGAAGGAGUGUCUAUGCCUAUGCACCCACACAGCCACACACCCCUGACAUACCUAUGUGCACCUGGGAGACACGAAGAGAAAGGACAGAUGUGACUCACGCUUUGAUGAUCAAAACUUUAAUAAAGGUUCUAAAUUAUAUGUUCUGUAUUUUGUAUUCUGUAUUUUCCAAGUUUUCUACCAUAUAUA
Molecule: messenger RNA, 1783 nt
Organism: Equus quagga
Lineage: Eukaryota; Metazoa; Chordata; Mammalia; Perissodactyla; Equidae
Gene: FBXL12
Product: F-box and leucine rich repeat protein 12
Exons: 3
Coding region: 196-1194 (332 amino acids)
Biological process (GO): positive regulation of protein ubiquitination; SCF-dependent proteasomal ubiquitin-dependent protein catabolic process
Cellular component (GO): SCF ubiquitin ligase complex
Molecular function (GO): protein binding
Source: RefSeq, a predicted model, not a curated record